GAGCGCUUGCUUGAGAAUUUCACGAGACAAAAUCAGUCAUAAUCGAAACGCGGCUUGAACAACAUCAAAACCUACCGUUGCAGAUUAAAAAUUUUAUAAUCAACGCUACAUCGAUCUUUCAACGAAGAAGAGAUUUUGGCACGCAGAAAGUAUGAUUACAUUCAAAAUUUCAGCACCGGGUAGGAUUAUCUUAUGCGGAGAGCAUACGGUGAUGUAUGGAAAACAAGUUGUGGCGGCCAGCUUAGGUCUUCGUACCACGCUCAAAUUCCGCCAACUACCUCUAGAGUCAGGAAUGAUUAAGAUAGAAUUCCCCCAUGUCAAUAUGUCGUUAGACAUACCUUUACAAAUGAUUGUAAACUUUACUUCCCGCGAAAAUUAUAAUAUUAUAAUCAGUAAUUAUAUCCAAUUCCUUGAAGAAGUGGGAUAUUUUAUCACUUUCAACGGUUUAUGGAGCACAUAUGAGCAGAGAUUUAGCUUACAAAUUUUCUUUUUUCUCCUAUUGAUUAUCGCUCGAAAGGAAGAACUCGAUAUACAACCUUUCCGCGUACACUUGUCCACGGAAUUAAAGAUGAACGCUGAUCUUGGCAGUUCGACGUCGUUCGCGACAUGUCUCGCGGCGUGCUUUUUACAUUGGUCGUGUCUACAGAAAGGUGACCACAAUGGAUUUACUCCGGAAGAAUUGGAACGAAUUUCGGCAUACGUGAUGUCCUCUGAGGAAGAUAUACAGAAUUAUGUGUUCAAGCAGGAUCACAUGGUGUGCACACACGGUCGUGUAAUAGCAUAUCAAUGUAGAGAACCGCUAGACGCCCAGAGUGAAAUGAUAAAUACGCCACAAAUGUAUAUUUUGCUGGUUGAUGCAAAUUUUAGCCAAAAUAAGAGGCAACAAAUAAAACAAUUGGCCAAAAGGAAAUAUAAAGAUGGCAUCGCCACCAAUGUUCUUUUAGACCAGAUCGAUUACAUAUCGAAAGAGGUUGUUGAAAUACUCCGUAAGAUCAGGGAUCAGAAAACAAACACGAAUUUACAAUCAUUAUGUGAUCUACAGGCGAAAUUGUCCUCGAAUCAAAAUUUGCUGCGUCAGUUGGAUUUAUCGCAUUCGAAUAUCGAUUUGAUUUGUACAAUUGCAGAAUCUUGUGGAUUCAGGGGAAAACUCACAGGAGAUGGAGCUAGGAAUGUAAUAAUUCUAUUACCGCCGAAUUAUCAUGCAGAAAACAAUGAUAAAGUAUAUAAUCUUAAAAGGUGCUUGGGGGAUGAAGAUUUUUUUGGCGAAGUUGUUACAAUAUCUUGCACGGGAGUGCGACUUGACUAGAUACAUUAAAAUUGCACAUAAAUAAUUGCAUAAUCUGAUUAAUUAAAUCUUAAUAAUUUAGCAAAAACAAUGUAGUGAAAUUAUGAAUGUUAUAAUAUUAUAAUUAUAUUUUAUAAUCGAGGAAGGAAAAACAAUACACAA
Messenger RNA from Camponotus floridanus (Florida carpenter ant), 1447 nucleotides. RefSeq names its product mevalonate kinase. The transcript has 3 exons. Gene Ontology annotation, cellular component: cytoplasm. Bases 152 to 1306 code for a protein of 384 amino acids. The record is from RefSeq and is a predicted model, not a curated record. Gene Ontology annotation, biological process: cholesterol biosynthetic process; isoprenoid biosynthetic process. Gene Ontology annotation, molecular function: mevalonate kinase activity; ATP binding. NCBI's taxonomy places the organism in Eukaryota, Metazoa, Arthropoda, Insecta, Hymenoptera, Formicidae.